AUGUCGAUGUCUAUCGAGGAGCUGGACGCCACCGUCCGCGCUUUCUACGAAGGCCGCGGUGACCAGCAGAAGCAGGCUCAGGCCACGCUCAACCAGUUCAAAGAGAACCCGGACGCAUGGCUCAUGGUCGACAAGAUCCUGCAAGAUGCGCAAUACCCACAGACGAAGUACCUGGGCCUCCAGGUGCUGGACACGGUGAUCAUGACGCGGUGGAAGGUGCUGCCGCGCGAUCAGUGCCAGGGGAUCCGGAACUUCGUUGUCAACUUCAUCAUCCAAAUGAGCAGCACAGAAGAGAACCUGAAGAAAGAGAGGGCGCUAUUGAACAAGCUGAACUUGGUCCUGGUGUCCGUCUUGAAGCAGGAGUGGCCUCACGCAUGGCCCACCUUCAUCAACGAGAUCAUCUCGAGCUGCAGGAGCAGCCUUCCGAUCUGCGAGAACAACAUGGCAAUCCUGCGCUUGUUGUCCGAAGAGGUCUUCGACUUCUCUGCCGACCAGAUGACCUCGACCAAGACCAGGCAGUUGAAGCAGAGCAUGUGCGAUGAGUUCACCAGCAUCUACAACCUCUGCUCUGAGAUCUUGAAGACAGCAGAUCAGACCAGCUUGAUCAAGGCCACUCUCGAGACUCUACUGCGCUUCUUGAAUUGGAUUCCGCUCGGCUACAUCUUCGAGACGCCUCCAUCUGGAAUGUCUUUGAUCGAGACCCUGCGCAGCCGCUUCUUGGAGCAGCCUGAGUUCCGUAACAUCACACUCAAAUGCUUGACAGAGAUUGGCAGCCUGCAGACGGACCACAACUGGGAUGAGAAGUUGGUGCAGAUGUUCACCGAGACUCUGACUACAAUCUCCAACAUCAUACCACUCUCGCUGGACCUCAAGUCCACAUAUGCAUCCUCGAACAGCAGGGACCAGGAAUUCGUGCAGAAUCUGGCGCUUUUCCUGUGCAACUUCUUCAGCAACCACCUCGGUAUCAUCGAAAACCUUCCCAACAGCGACUACCUCACACAUGGCCACUUUUACCUCAUCCGUAUUAGCCAGAUCGACGAUCGUGAGAUCUUCAAGAUCUGCCUCGAAUACUGGACGAAGCUAGUGUGUGAGCUGUACGACGAGAUGCAGCAACUGCCGAUCACAGACAUCAACCCACUCGUCAACAUCGGGGUCAGUGGCCUCUCUAACGGCGGGGCUCCCAACCCGCAGAUUCUGGCGAACUACCCUCUGCGGAAGCACAAGUACACAGACAUCCUGUCCAACCUGAGGCAAGUCAUGAUUGAGAAGAUGGUGAGGCCAGAGGAAGUCUUGAUCGUCGAGAACGACGAAGGUGAGAUUGUGCGCGAGUUCGUCAAGGAGUCCGACACCAUCCAGCUUUACAAGACGACAAGAGAAUGUCUUGUGUUCUUGACGCAUCUGGACGUUGUCGACACCGAACAGAUCAUGUCCGAGAAGUUGGCGAGGCAAGUUGAUGGCACAGAAUGGAGCUGGGCCAACUGCAACACACUCUGCUGGGCCAUCGGAUCGAUCUCUGGCGCCAUGAAUGAGGAGACGGAGAAGCGCUUUUUGGUGACAGUGAUCAAGGAUCUGCUCGGCUUGACAGAGAUGAAACGCGGCAAGGACAACAAGGCGGUCGUUGCUUCGAACAUCAUGUACAUCGUCGGUCAGUACCCACGCUUCCUGAAGGCUCACUGGAAGUUCCUCAAGACGGUCGUCAACAAGCUUUUCGAAUUCAUGCACGAGACGCACGAGGGUGUGCAAGACAUGGCGUGCGACACCUUCAUCAAGAUCGCAAACAAGUGCAAGCGGCACUUUGUGAUUCAGCAGCCCGGCGAGGGUGAGGCCUUUAUCGACGAGAUUGUCCGCACGAUGCGUAAGAUCACGUGCGAUCUUUCGCCGCAGCAGAUCCACACUUUCUACGAGGCUUGCGGUUACAUGAUCAGCGCUCAGGGUCACAAGAACGCGCAGGAGAGAUUGAUUUCGGAGCUGAUGAGUCUGCCGAACGCAGCCUGGGACCAGAUCAUCCAGUCCGCUCAUCAAGAUCCGGGCAUCUUGCAGAACGCGGAGACGAUCAAAGUCAUCGGCAACAUCAUGAAGACCAACGUGGCGGCAUGCAGCAGCAUUGGGUCAUACUUCUACCCGCAGAUCGGCCGGAUCUACGUCGACAUGCUCACCAUGUACCGGGCCUCAUCUCAGCUUAUCGAUGAGAGCGUGCAGCGUGAUGGCAACAUUGCGACGAAGAUGCCGAAGGUUCGCGGGCUGCGGACUAUCAAGAAGGAGAUACUAAAGCUCAUCACGACUUAUGUGGACAAGGCAGACGACUAUGAGAUGGUCCACCAGACUCUUGUGCCACAACUGCUCGAGGCGAUACUGCUCGACUACAAGAGGAAUGUGCCAGAUGCGCGAGAAGCUGAGGUCCUGGCGGUUAUCACUGGGCUGGUUGUGAAAUUAGAGGGCACAAUGACCGAACAAGUCCCAGCCAUCCUCGACGCCGUCUUCGAGUGCACUCUCGAUAUGAUCAACAAGGACUUCUCCGAAUACCCAGAGCACCGCGUCGAGUUCUUCAAGCUCCUCCGCAUCAUCAACCAGAAGUGCUUCCCUGCUCUUCUGAAGCUGGACCAGCAGCACUUCAAGCUUGUCAUCGACUCCUGCAUGUGGGCCUCCAAGCACGACAACCGCCUUGUCGAGGGGGAGGGACUGAACAUGUGCUACGAGCUCAUCCAGAACAUGGCGGAAACCGACCAAGCGACUUGCGACGCCUUCUUCCAGAACUUCUACACGACCAUCCUUCAAGACAUCUUCUUCGUCCUUACCGACAGCGACCACAAGGCCGGCUUCAAGUACCAAUCCAUGCUCCUGAACCGCCUCUUCUACUUCGUCGGCGUGAACAAGAUCACUGGGCCUAUCUACAGCUCCGAAGAAGCACCAGCUGGCACCAGCAACCGCGACUUCCUGCAAGGUUUCGUCGCGAAGCUGCUCGGCAACGCUUUCCCCAAUCUCCAAGAGGUGCAGGUGAACAACUUCAUCCGCUCGCUCUUCGAGACCGUCGACGAUCUUAACAAGUUCAAGCUCGUGCUGCGGGACUUCUUGAUCCAGUUGAAGGAGUUUGCGGGCGACAACGCGGAGCUCUUCACCGAGGACCGCGAGAAGGCGGCGCAGGAUGCGAAGGAUGCGGAGAGGGAGCGCGCGAUGAAGGUUGGCGGGUUGCUCAAGCCGAGCGAGCUGGAAGAUGAUGAGCUAUGA
Messenger RNA from Saxophila tyrrhenica, 3225 nucleotides. It is a transcript of the gene CRM1, whose product is annotated as Karyopherin transporter. The record is from RefSeq and is a predicted model, not a curated record. NCBI's taxonomy places the organism in Eukaryota, Fungi, Ascomycota, Dothideomycetes, Mycosphaerellales, Extremaceae. Gene Ontology annotation, biological process: ribosomal small subunit export from nucleus; protein export from nucleus; ribosomal large subunit export from nucleus. Bases 1 to 3225 code for a protein of 1074 amino acids. The transcript is spliced from 2 exons. Gene Ontology annotation, molecular function: nuclear export signal receptor activity; small GTPase binding. Gene Ontology annotation, cellular component: nucleus; cytoplasm.